Molecule: messenger RNA, 3365 nt
Organism: Pangasianodon hypophthalmus (striped catfish)
Lineage: Eukaryota; Metazoa; Chordata; Actinopteri; Siluriformes; Pangasiidae
Gene: gja4
Product: gap junction protein alpha 4
Exons: 2
Coding region: 140-1195 (351 amino acids)
Biological process (GO): cell communication
Cellular component (GO): connexin complex
Source: RefSeq, a predicted model, not a curated record
UCCUCUCCCUCUGCUCUCUUUUUGCCGAUAACAGGAACUCCUAGGCAUCAUUACAAGUUCUGUUUCAGCUCCUAAACAGACAUACAGGAACUACAGGACCGUCAGAAGACCAGAAACAACAUAGAGACAGGUGCAGAGGAUGUCCAGAGGUGACUGGGGUUUUCUAGAAAACCUGUUAGAGGAAAGUCAGGAGUACUCAACUGCUGUGGGGCGUGUGUGGCUCACUGUCCUUUUUCUCUUCCGUAUCCUCGUCUUAGGUACUGCAGCUGAGUCUGCAUGGGAUGAUGAACAGUCCGAUUUUGUCUGCAACACCAAACAGCCCGGCUGUGAGGCUGUGUGCUACGACAAGGCUUUUCCUGUCUCCCAUUUCCGCUACUUUAUUCUGCAGGUCAUCUUCGUCUCCACGCCUACCAUUUUAUAUUUUGGCUAUGUGGCCUUGAAGGGACACGAGGAGCCAGAAGAGGAGACAAAGGAGCAGCGUGGGAGACAGAAGGAUAGAAAAGCCAAAGAAAUCAAGCUAGCCGUGAUACAGGAAGAGAAUGAAGAUGGAAAACAGGUGCAGAAGGAAAAGAAACUUCCCAAUCCUCCUAAGCUCAAGGGGAAGCUACUGGGUGCAUACACUGUCAGCAUAAUCCUGAAGGUCUUAAUUGAGAUUGGCUUUAUUGUUGGUUUGUGGUUCCUCUAUGGAUUUGUAAUUCCAGCCAAGUAUGAAUGCCAGCGAACUCCCUGCCCCCACACGGUGGACUGUUUUGUCUCUAGGCCCACUGAGAAGACCAUUUUCACUAUAUAUAUUCAGGUCAUCGCUUUAGUCUCUGUGUUGCUCAAUGUUGUAGAGCUUUUCUACCUUCUUCAACUGUCCAUCACACAUUAUAUGGAAAAGAAGUACCAAUAUCAGCAGCUAGGGAUCCCUCGAGCAAUAGAGAAAACUCCAGUAAAACUGCAGCCAACAGAGCUUCAGGCUCUGUCUUACCAGGAAAAUGGCCAUCUCUAUCUUCCAGCAGAAAAUGGCACCCAUGCUCAGUCUGUCAUGGACUGGACUGAGAGUAAGCCGCACCCAACAGAGGACAUGCUUCUGACAUACUUACACUGUAUCGGUGACACCACACAUAGAGGUCACUACAAAGAGGACGUUCACACCAAACCCAAUAAGAGUGAUCCUAAAGAGAAACACUGCAAUGAUAAACAUUAUGUAUGAGCUUAGACAAGCAAUGUAAUGGAGCCUGUUUUGGAAUAUCAGAGGGCGGGAUGAAAGUCCACUUUCUGGUCCCAAAGCAUUACUGUGAGACAAUUGCCAUUUCCUGCAUUUCCUGUUUAGAUGAACAGUGGAAUGUACUGUGCUGUAGACUAAACUCACUUUUCCAAGAGGAUUUAAGGAUGGGAUAGAGAUAGGGGUAAUGAGUUUGAACAUGCAAUUAUAAAUUGUACUUUGAGGCAAUCUGCUCAAUCAGUGAAUAAGGUACAGUGAAAAAUCAUAAUUUACGCAAUAGUCCACUGUAGAGUUUUAAGAUUUUCACUCAACCUCAUGCCUGCUAAUGAGCCAAAGUGUGUGUGUGUUCUGUUCACAUUAACUAUGAAUAGUGUAACUAUGUAUAAAAUAUUAAUGAACAAUACUGUAAGGGUAUACCUUUGGUUUUAAUAUUAGACUGAAUGGCUACAUCUCAACUUCUUUAAUUAUAGUACAGGUAAUUUUACAAUUAACAUGCAAAAUGUAAGGUAGCUACAGUACAAUCACGAAGCCAUUGCCAAAUGUCACUUCAGACCCUAAGUCCAUCUGCUUCUGGGCUGCUCCUGUGUUCCUUUUUUUCUGUCUCUGUUUCUAUAAAUCCACAGCAUGUUGGAUAACAGCAUUGCAUGUUUGCUUACCAGUGUUAUUAUUUUCUAAUUAGGAUUAGCUAGCUAGCUAGUGCCAAAGUAUCUGCUAGUAUUCCUUCACUGAAAAACCUUGCAAGCAUACUUUCACUCUGAUUGGGUGUAUUUGUAAAAAGAAAAAUAUUCUGAUGUUUAUAUUUUGCCAUUUCAGGAGUGCAGUGCUGGAAGCAUUGACAAAAUUCCAAUAUUUAGUCAAUGGAGAAAAUGUUACCUAGAACUAUCUAGAUAGCUAGUAGCUAGAAAACGUGGAUUAUAUCUGCAGAGCUGUUUUCAAUUCAGUAUGUACCAUAGUCAAAACAGAAUCAGGCAGCAUAGCUAUCUGUAGCUAGUUCGAACUGUUCAUGCUAGUUAACGUUACUUUAGUGAAGCAACAGUGAGAACCGUCCGUUCAAAAACUUUCAUAGUGUGAUUUUACGGAUAUUUCACAAUUCAAACUCUGAUACAAGCACAACUUGGAAUUAUGUGCCAAAUUUCCAGUAGGCAGCUACCUCACUUUAGCAGCCAGCACACUUUAUGUUCACCUGCCUUUUCUCUCCCCUGAUAUUUUUUUCUAGCAAGUAGAGGAGGGAAUCUCUCCUCAAAUGAGUGCCUUUUUCAAAGCUGUAAAUAGCAUCGCAAAUCCAUGACUACAUUUACAUGCACAUCAAAUUCUGUUUAAGGUCUAUAUUCGGGUUGUAGCCAUAUUCCAAAUACAACAUUUAUAUGCGUACAGGUAUCAGAAUAUUCAUAUAUGUAUGGUUGUUGUAUGUAUGCCGAUCUACACAUGUGCUUUUCCUUUCCCGCUGUUAUUUCCCAGGACUUUCAAGAUGCUUCUGUUGUUUAUAGAGUAUGCUCAGUUGUUAGUUUUAUUACUACAUUUUCAGACUAAUUUAAUUAGGACUCUAACAUUUCUCACCAUCAAAAUUGCCCGACAACACCUCCUCGAAAUGGAAAACGUCGGGUAAGGAGCUGUUAAGCUAAGCAUCUGUUAGCACCCAUAAUUCCUUGCGGACUGUGCAUGAGCAUAUAUCUCCUUUCAGUGGAUUUUCUGAAUAAGGGGUUUGCAUGGUGUAACAAAUUUUACGAUUAAAACAGGAAUGUUCCAGGGGUGGGGAUCAGAAUUUGGGGAAUCAGAAUAUUGUCUUAAUCUGAAUCAUUCAAUCGGAUUGCGGCAUUUACAUGACUCAUUACUAAUUAGAAUAUUGCCAAAUUCCGAUUAAUAUCGGAAUAUUCAUGUGCAUGUAAACAUAGUCAGUGUAUGGAGUUGAAUGGGCUGUAAAAUGUCUCACUGACUCACCAAGUCUUUCAGGCAGACUCAACCAUGUACAGUCAUCCACAUUUAACAAAGAAGUGUACUUCUACUUGCAUUUGACAAAAAAGUCAACUAUGUACCAGUUAAAUAUGUGAAUUAAAAAAGGAUAUAUUUAAGAUUUACUAUAUUUAAAAUUUCAUUCUGUAUUUCAUAUUUAUUCUAAUUGCUUCUAAUAAAGUUGAUUAAUGGUGUCUUCCUUCCUGUA